Staurois parvus is the source of this 317-nucleotide messenger RNA. The record is from the annotation of a GenBank genome assembly. Lineage: Eukaryota; Metazoa; Chordata; Amphibia; Anura; Ranidae.
AUGUCAGCUCGGUCAUGUGAUCAGCUGUGUCCAAUCACAGCUGAUCACUGAUAAUCAGUGUGCCCUGAUGAUCAGUGUGGCCCCAGAAGUGCCACCUGUCAGUGUCCAUCAGUGCCAGCAGUCAGUGAUCAUCAGUGCCACGUGCCAGUGCCCAUCAGUGCCACAUCAAUGCCACAUAUCAGUGCAUACCAGUGCACAUCAAUGCCACAUAUCAGUGCCCAUCUGAGCUGCCUUUCAAUGUCACUCAUCAGUGCCAGUCAGUGCCACCUAUCAGUGCCAGUCAGUGUUGCCUAUCAGUGCGCAUCAGUGCUGCCUAA